Molecule: messenger RNA, 624 nt
Organism: Kickxella alabastrina
Lineage: Eukaryota; Fungi; Kickxellomycota; Kickxellomycetes; Kickxellales; Kickxellaceae
Product: putative 60S ribosomal protein L13
Exons: 2
Coding region: 1-624 (207 amino acids)
Biological process (GO): translation
Cellular component (GO): cytosolic large ribosomal subunit; ribosome
Molecular function (GO): structural constituent of ribosome; RNA binding
Source: RefSeq, a predicted model, not a curated record
AUGCAGAACAAGCAGCUGCCGAACGUUCACUUCCGUAAGGAGUGGGAUCUCCGUGUCCGCACCUGGUUCGACCAGCCCGGCCGCAAGCUCAGCCGCCGUCGUGCUCGCGUUGCCAAGGCUGCCAAGGUUGCCCCCCGCCCCGUCGAGGCUCUGCGCCCCGUCGUCCGCUGCCCUACCGUCAAGUACAACCACAAGCUCCGCAUUGGCCGUGGUUUCACUCUUGAGGAGCUGAAGGCUGCUGGUGUUCCCGCCAAGAGCGCCCGCACCAUCGGUAUCGCCGUUGACUACCGUCGCCGCAACCGCAGCGAGGAGUCUCUGGCCCGUAACGUCCAGCGUCUUAAGGAGUACAAGGCUAAGCUGAUUGUCCUCCCCCGCAACGCCAAGAACCGCACUGCUGAGGAUGUCGCCGCUUACAAGGCUGCUGCUCAGGUCUCUGGCCAGGUUGUUCCCAUUGUUGACAACUACGUCGCUGAGGCUCCCCGUGCCGUUACUGCUGAGGAGAAGAAGGUCGAUGCUUUCAUUACCCUCCGCCGUGUCCGUGGUACCCACAAGGCCAUUGGCCGCACCAACAAGAGCAUCGCCUACUUCAAUGAGAAGAAGGAGAACAGCGCCACCAAGAAGUAA